CUCAUCUCUCUCUCUCAAAAUAUGUGUGAAUUCCCUUUUUCUAUCUUAUAAAACAAGAAACACACAUACACACAAAGAACUAGCUAGUUUUAAGCCAUCUUUAUAUCAUUUUAAGAUAUAAAAUAUCUUAUAUAUAUCGAAAAUUGUAUGUCUUGUUUCUCUUCCCCUAUAUAUUAGGAGGGAAGAGGAAUAAGACUAGCUAGGACGUACUACUGGCCUGGUUAAGAAGAUUAUUUGGACGUAGUAGUCAACAACUUAGAAGAAGAAGAAGAUCAAGAAAAGAGAAACAACAACAAAUGAAUUGGUUGCAAAAAAUGGUUUUUCCUGUUAGACGUGUUUGGCUUGCGGUUGCUGCUCGUGUCAAGUCUCGAAACAACGGUGUGGGUCUUUUGAAGCUACAUGAUGACAUACAAACAUGUGGGUAUGAGGAUGUCCAGAAAAUGUGGGAGAUGCUUCAUAGAACAGAAUCCGAGUUAACAUCAAACAGCCACCGGAAGCGUAAGCCAAGAUCAUUUUGGAAGAUCUUCGUAUGGCACAAUAGCAAUACUACUUGUUCAACACCUUUCUCAAUUCAUGCUUAACAAUGUCAAAGUCAAUCGGUGUCACCUUACUACCCUGCAACAGAAUAUAUAUUAUCAUUAGUAUGAUUUUGAGAUGCGUCUCGAUGGGCUAUUGUGGAUGUUAGUGCUAAAUAAAAGUACUAGCGCCACAGUAGCAAAGUCGUUUUUUGUAAAUAUAUUAUGCUUUUUUUCAAGAUCCAGAUCAAGUCAUACACUGUAAAGAAAAGAAAUCAUCCGUAAGCUAUGUAUGUUGCUUGUGCAACAUUACUUGAAUAAAUUAUGUGAGCCUUUUAUGGAA
This is a messenger RNA of Erigeron canadensis, 858 nucleotides long. RefSeq lists its product as uncharacterized. The coding region runs from base 297 to 581 and encodes 94 amino acids. The transcript has 2 exons. The record is from RefSeq and is a predicted model, not a curated record. NCBI's taxonomy places the organism in Eukaryota, Viridiplantae, Streptophyta, Magnoliopsida, Asterales, Asteraceae.